GUGUGGCGAUAGUUCCUCGGGCUAAGACGCGCCCGUCUCAUCUGCAAUCCUGCUUAAUUCUAACUAACCCCCCAGAGUCGUCUUGAAAUCUAUAUUUUGGGGUCCGAUCAUUUGGACGGGAUCACCUUUCAUGCUGCUACGCGCGACAGGAUUGCCGUCCAGACGCCUGGGCCAACAUCCCGUCAGCCACCUCCUGAGCCCAGGCCGGCUACAGGUGGUGAGAUCCUGGUUCUCAUCCGCACUUACGCCUUCACAUGUUUCCUGGUUCGACCACGGACCCAGGAUUCACUCGGUCGGCCUGAUUCCUCGUAAUGACAAUUUGGAAUUGUACCGAGUCGAUGGGGGUAGAUCAACCACCAUUCGUGCAUCUGUCGCGAGUCGCGACCCGGACAAUGAUAAUGGACCCGGCCCCGAUCGGUCGCGUUCGUCGCCAAUCAAUUGGCCCAGGGUCUUUUCGUUUGCUUUUCCCCUCCUCCUUUUCUUGAAUUCAAUGUCCUAUCGGCAGGGACGCAUGGGAUUGCGUUGGCUAUCAACCUUAUUCGGUCGCGACAACUCUAAGGAUCAGGAGGUUUCCGUGCCGCGAGGCUGUCUCAUCGCCGAUCGGACCACGGCUCUGACACUCUCCAAACACUCCCAAGGUCUAUCAGGCUAUCAGCCCAACAUACAUGGCAGAGGUGAAACACACCCAUGCCGAUGUUGUAAAAAUAGCAUAGACACUGCUACGUCCCGUCCGGCGGAAAUUAUUUGCGAGGCCGUUUGGCUGUGAACACUCACUCUGUCGCUACCUACGCCUAAAAGAAUUUGUAGCACCAACACAAGCUAAUAUAAUUUUAUUUUUUCUAUUUAAUAUA
Aspergillus campestris IBT 28561 is the source of this 851-nucleotide messenger RNA. RefSeq lists its product as uncharacterized. The record is from RefSeq and is a predicted model, not a curated record. The transcript has a single exon. The coding region runs from base 131 to 766 and encodes 211 amino acids. Lineage: Eukaryota; Fungi; Ascomycota; Eurotiomycetes; Eurotiales; Aspergillaceae.